Molecule: messenger RNA, 6543 nt
Organism: Phymastichus coffea
Lineage: Eukaryota; Metazoa; Arthropoda; Insecta; Hymenoptera; Eulophidae
Gene: PpV
Product: serine/threonine-protein phosphatase 6 catalytic subunit
Exons: 7
Coding region: 342-1253 (303 amino acids)
Biological process (GO): G1/S transition of mitotic cell cycle; peptidyl-serine dephosphorylation
Cellular component (GO): cytoplasm
Molecular function (GO): protein serine/threonine phosphatase activity
Source: RefSeq, a predicted model, not a curated record
GUCUGCACGCGCCGAUUACAUGUGCAGAAGUUUAAGACGAUCCGAUCCCCACCGUGAUGAUGAUCAAAACGUAUCAGUGACCAGAGAAAAAAAAAGAAAAAGAGAACAUUUGCCAUCGUAGUCGCGGCAUAUUUCCGUAGGAGAGAAAGAGAGAGAGAGAGACGAAAGCAAAGGUGAAUGGCGAUAACGAGAGAAAAGGAACCGGCGACCAGCAGAUUUGCGCGUCCUCACCGCAACUGCUGAUGCAGUUGAGAACUAGCCUACGUAACGCAUUGAAGUAAAGUGUGAGUUUUUCUUUCGUCUUCGAGGCAGCCUACACUUCUCGAAAAGAAGGUUUCAAAAUGUCAAACAUCGACAAGUGGAUCGAGAUCGCGAAGGACUGCAAAUAUUUGCCUGAAAAUGAUCUGAAGAAACUUUGCGAUAUGGUGUGUGAUAUUCUUUUAGAGGAGUCGAACAUUCAGCCCGUCUCGACUCCGGUUACUGUCUGCGGGGAUAUCCACGGCCAGUUCUAUGAUUUAGAAGAGCUUUUUCGCAAUGGAGGACCUGUGCCUGAAACAAAUUACAUAUUUAUGGGAGACUUUGUUGAUCGAGGUUAUUAUAGCUUAGAAACACUUACCCGCUUGUUAACUUUAAAAGCAAAAUGGUCCGACAGAAUAACACUACUUCGUGGAAACCAUGAAUCAAGACAAAUCACUCAUGUAUAUGGUUUUUAUGAUGAAUGCUUAAAUAAAUAUGGAAAUGCAAAUGCAUGGAAAUAUUGCUGCAGGGUAUUUGAUCUGCUCACAAUUGCUGCCUUAAUUGAUGAACAAGUCCUUUGUGUACAUGGUGGUUUAUCACCAACUAUCAAGACUCUUGAUCAAAUUAGAACAAUUGAUAGAAAACAAGAAAUUCCUCAUAAAGGAGCAUUCUGUGAUUUAGUAUGGUCAGAUCCAGAAGAUGUCAAAACGUGGACAGUUAGUCCUAGAGGAGCUGGUUGGUUAUUUGGAGCAAAUAUAACGCACCUAUUUAUGGAAAUAAACAACCUUGAACUUAUUUGUAGGGCUCAUCAACUAGUAAAUGAAGGCUAUCGAUAUAUGUUCGACGACAAGUUAGUUACAGUAUGGUCGGCUCCGAAUUACUGUUACCGUUGUGGAAAUGUCGCAAGUAUCCUACGAUUCAACACAGUAGAUGAAAAGAUCGCGGUGCUAUUUGAAGCGGUGCCAAAUUGCGAACGGGUGAUCCCUCCUACAUACACCACUCCUUACUUUUUGUGAUUUACCUUUGUGCUCCGAAGAGGCGAUGGAAAAAGACGAUAGGUCUACGGAUAGUUAUUCCUUUGUCCCUCAAUUUUUUUAAUUUAUUUGUUUUCCUUAUCGAGUCUGAGUCUCGUUUUCUCUUUUCUUUUUUUAAUUGGUUGAAAGGAGUCUAAAGAUUGAGAGUAUUAUCCACUCGAACACAUCGAUCGUUUUGUAGGUUUUUGAGAGAACUUUACGAAGUUUUUAUAAAUAAAAAAAAGAAGAUUAUGGCGUAAACUAAAGAGAACUAAAGGCUGUAAGCUAACGCGUUCAGUCUUUGUAUUUCUUCAGUGGAAAGGAUAAAAGAAAACAAAAAACUGGUCUAGAUGCUUUUUGUUAUUCUAUGUACAUUCUGUGGAGCAUUCACACACAUAUACAUACAAACCUCGAGGAAACAGCGGCACUCGCUCUUAUCCUUCCACGAGCUUUCAGAGCUUAUGUUACAAUUAUAUUAUUAGUGAGACAGGAGAAAAGAUCAACGACUAAUGAUGUUCUAGUCGAGGAGAUAACUAAGUGUAUUUAAACAUUCCAAUGAGGCUCUGGGUUACAAGAAUGCUUCUUUGCUAUGAGAUUUGGAAAAAAAAUUAAAAAAUGGUGUGGAAUUCAGGUUUAGCACUAAAUGAGCAUACAAAUAGUAUCAAUAAAGUCUUCCUGAAACCUGAAGAAACGUUAAAAGGUCCACUUCUUUUCUUGUCCUAUAUGUAAACGGGCAUCUAAUUAUGAAAAAUGAUCAUGAAUUAGUCAAAAAAGCUAUUAUUUUUAAAUACUUGUAUACAAUAUUGAAGUAUAAAUUUUUAAAUGAAAAUCAACGUUUAUUUUACGAAAUAGCAAUAAUAACAAUUAUAAUUGGAAAAGUAGGUUGCAGGGUUAAGUUGAAUUUGGUUGGAAUUUAAUAAAUAGCUCUGAUACUCAUUUUGUGCGAGUUUCUGCAUUCUUUCGUUACAGAAAGCUGUGCAAGUAGUAUUCUCUGAUCAAGAGAGUCUUGCUCUGUGUGUUCGAUAGCUGAUAGCAGUAGCCAAAGUUCUCAGUAGUUAAAUAUAUAUGCGUAUUUUACAUAAUUUUACCAGGUAUUUUUACGCAAAAAAAUAUAUAAUCAAUUGUUAACUUUACUGUGUUGCUCACACUGUGGUAUGUUUCCUUGUUUUGUUAUUAAAUUUUGAUAAAAACGAAAGAGAUGGCGCUGAAUAAGUCAUUCAGGAGUAGUUUUAUCAAUGGAAAUAUAUAUAUAUUUACAUUUUUUGCUGAUGCAAUUUUUCUAUUUCAAACGUUAAUUUUCAAGUUAUCGCAAUAAUUCAAAAUAAAAACAACAGUAUGUAUUAAGUAUAAUGUAAAGGUGAUCAUGAUUUUAAGAGAAUUUAGUGCUUUAGAAUUAAGGUUUAAAGUUGAAAAAUUGCUUCUUCAACAACUUUAAAAAAUAUCGUGUGCAAGAUUAUACACGUAACUAAACACGGACGUAAGCUAUCGAAAUAUGUUUUUUGUUUUUAAUGCGGAUAUAUAUUAUAAUUCAAGCGAUUUACUUAAAAAAAACUAAAACACACAAUGUAUUCUGUUUACACCAUUCAAUAUAAAAUCAAUGUUCCAACAGUACAAAGUAAAUAUUUUUAAAUAACGUAUUCAAACUAAUGAUGAGGUGUUCAAUAUUAAUGUAUUAAAGGUGUAUUUAAUAAUAUGUAGCACAAUAUCAUUGACUAUUGUUAAAAAACAUUAAAUAUCUCAUGAUAUUACCACUUUCUUUUUUGUUUGAAAAUGUAAAAUUAAUUAAUAUAAUUUAGAUAUUGCUUAUAGGUUAUUUAUAUUAUAUUGAUCAUACAGUUGAAUGCUGCGUGUGUAAACAUGUGUGUGUAUGCGUGUGCGUGCGUGCGUGCGUGCAUUGCUUAUAGUUUAAAUUAAAAUAGAUCAGUAUUGGACAUAGUUAACUUCAGUCAGAAAUAGUUAAUUUCUGAAUACCAAAAAAAAAUAUACUAGGUAUUUCGUUAGCUUAAUUAAUUAAAAUUCAAACAUCAAGCGACUUGAUAAAAAAUAAAAUCGAAAAGAAUCAAUUACAAGAAAAUUCGCUUCAUUAAGUGCAGCAUUUUCUUAUAUGAUAUAAAUUGUCUAUGAAAUUAUUUUUCGGUAACUUAUUCCCGUGAUUCCACGACGAUUCUUUGUUCCUAGCUGUAUAAUUAACAAAAAAAAAUUAAUAACAUGACGCGUAGAGCGAAAUCAAUAGCAGUCUAAUAGAAACAAUAUUAAUGAUGAAACUCUUGUCGUAGACGAAAAAAAAAACUUAUUAAAAAGGAAUACUCUUUGUAGAUAGUGGAAUUCUCGCUCUCGUACGUGGGAGCAAAAAGCGUGUUUUUUUGAAGACGAGAACCGAGACCCUUAGCAAUGUGCCUCUAAAUUAGUAAGCGUUCGUGUGUAUACAUAUAUUAUAUAUUGAAUAUAGCGAAAAAAAUGAAAAGAAAAGUUAAACGGUGAAGUAAACGCACGUUACUUGUACGCUCCAAAAAAUCAUGUAUUAAAAAAGAAGUUUGUUAUACAUCGCGGGGCGUAUAUGGCGUAUGCGUACACCAUAUAUAUUAUCAACCUGAAUUCCGUCACCGGUACAUAAUAUAAAUCCUUGAUAUAAUACACAUUAUUUAACAAGUUUUUUCAAACGCGAAUGAAAAUAAACCAAGUUCGAAAGGUUGUAAUUUUAUCGGUGGGUCUCUUGUUGAUUAGGCAUCAAACGCAAAAUCAGCACGUAAUUUUCGCGUUUCGGUUUUUUUAAACAUAUCAAUUCUGUUGCAUAAGGACUCUUCACUAAUGUACUUGUAAAUUGAAGGGAUGACGUAUCUUUGAUCAUUUUAUCAGUUAUUUAUUAUUCCGGAAUAAAUAAUGUUGCAAAGAAUUGUCAUCGGCAACAGGAAAACAAACAAUGAGGUAUUACAUCCCUUUGAUCAUAUCACAAAUAUUAUGCAUUGAUAUGUUAUGAAUAAAAUACAUGUUUUAUUUUUUAAUCAUUUUUACAAUACACAAUGUAUCGAGUUGAGCACUUUGUGAUUAAAUUUUUAUUUCAAAUUCGUUAGUCUUAAAAGUAUUAGUGAAAUAAUUUUGUUUUGUAAAACAUUUAUCUAGAAGAAUCGAAACAAUUAUUGUUUGAUAUAAUCAAAAAACUAUGUCCAUAUUAUGUCCAUAUCAUUAAAAUAUUUAUCUUUUUGUGCAUAAAUUGUAAGUGGUCUUUGCUUUUUCUUUUUACGCUUGAAAUGAUUAUAUUUUUUCAAAGUUUUACGAUACUUAAUUGUAUUUGAUCGUGAAAAUAUAAUGAUUAAGGUAACUAUUUAUUAAAUUUGCGAAGAGACAGUGAUGUUACCGUUGGAAUUCAAAAAGCAAAACGAUUAUUAUUACGAACGAUUGUUUGAUUAAACACUUUGAUAUCUAACGUGUAAAUAUGUUUUAUACAAAUUAUUAGUUAUUUUGCUGCUUAUUAACCAGAAGGUAUAACGAAUGAAAACAAAAUACGUAAUAUUAAAGAGAAUUUUUAAUUUCCGAUAACCACUUGACGAUUGACUUAUUUUUAUCAACUUUUUUAUUACUUUGAAAAUGUGAUCCAUAAAAUGUGCUUCAAGUUAGUAUUUGCUUGUAAAUUUAUUUUAAAUUAAUAUCAAAUGAAUAUGCCGUUUAAUAGUAGACAUUAAGUUAUGUCGCACGACUGAUAAUAUUUUAUACUUAUCGAGCGAGGCUGUCAUAAAUUAAAUUACAUACGCCAUUAAAUUAUAAAUCAAUUAAAUGAAAAAAAAUGUUAAAAUUUGACAUUUUCUACUUGUCUAUAUGUAAGAAAUUAUCUUCUCGCCAGUCUUGCCAAUGUCAUCUUAAAAUCUUUCCUGUAUUUUGUAUGAUGUAAACCCCCUUGAGCAGUGCCUUCGAAAAAUUCAAAGACGACAGUCUACUAGAAAAUAGUAAUUUUUAUCACGAAAAAAGUGAAUUUACCAAUUGUGACUUCUCGUGCUGGAAAGUAAGGAAAGUUGAACAUAAUGUAAAUUGUUUAUUGAAAUUAGGUACGAUUAUUUUUUUUUAUUUGAAAACUUGAGUUCCGAUCAUAUCUUAACAUAACGAUAUAUUGAUCUUGUCUUGAAAUAUAUAUUUUCCUGAGAAAUAUUCAAUAACCAUUCAAAACAAAAAUAUUUUUUUUGCUUUAUUAGAGUGCUUUAAUAAGUUCAAUUCUCUAUUUUAUUUUUUGUCAUAUCUGGUACUACAUAUUCAUAGUAGAAAAAAAAUGAUUAUGAACAAAUAAAAAUGUGCCUUCAUGUAUUUAUUUUUAAAUUAACAGUUUAUAAAUAUUAACUAUUGAUUUUCUCAACACUUGUAUAUUUAAAAAUUGGAUUUCAAACUGAAUUAUGGUUUUAUUGUAGUUCUUAAAAUAAAGUCAACUCAUAAAGUCUUGCUUACUACUCAAAGUGAUAUGCACUAUCUAUAUUGCCUUAUCUACCUCCUCCUCACGGUUUUCAUUUUUUACCACUGUUCUGUCAUUUCAUCGAACUCGCACGCUUAUAUUUCAAAUGUUAUUCAUUUAUUGAUUAAUUUUAUUAAUUAAGGCAAACUCUGACAGCUCGGAAGGGAAUUAUACGUAUAAAAUAUUAUCAGUUCGUAUUCCAGGUGAGAAAUAAGACGAUUGUUUUUCAAAUAGUUUAUCAAUUGUAAUUUAGAAAAUAUUGCAAACGCACAUUUACAUUUAAAUCAGUCUUAUUUCUUACGUUGUACUUACCUCAAUAACAUUUUCACGAAGAAUCAUAAGAUUUGCAUUCGCUUUUAGUAUAACUGGCGUAUACGCAAGCUUUUCCAAUAUAUGCGACAACGUGUAAAUUAUACUGAAAUAGUUUUUCAAAUCACGUCUAUCUUGUAGGAUUUUCACAUUCUAAUAAAAAUGUCUAUCCAACUAUAUGUUUAAUCAAAAUUGUUCAAGUUUUCCGAAGACGAGCGCUUAAACAAAUUACAAUUUGAUGUAUUAUUUCCGCCAAUGUAUCAUUAAGCUAUAUAUAAUAACUAUGUUAUUGCUAUUUUUUUAUGGUAAAAUAAAUGUGUGAUUAGGAAAAAAUGUUCGCAGGUGAGAAAUUUAUACAGACGAAGCAGGAAGACUCGAAUAAUUUCUAUUUGUAAGUUUACGUGCGUUUUCUUUGCCAAUAUUCUUGUUUACGUCAAGCAAAUGCAAAAGCUUGAAAAUUACAUAAUAAUUCUUUAAAAGAUCUCACACUUAGAACUCAUUGUAAAUGAUCAUCAUGUACCUUGAAAGUAUAAGACUUUGUUAUGUUAA